Messenger RNA from Colletotrichum higginsianum IMI 349063, 2220 nucleotides. Its product is annotated as C6 zinc finger domain-containing protein. Bases 1 to 2220 code for a protein of 739 amino acids. Lineage: Eukaryota; Fungi; Ascomycota; Sordariomycetes; Glomerellales; Glomerellaceae. Gene Ontology annotation, biological process: regulation of DNA-templated transcription. The transcript has 8 exons. Gene Ontology annotation, molecular function: zinc ion binding; DNA-binding transcription factor activity, RNA polymerase II-specific. The record is from RefSeq and is a predicted model, not a curated record.
AUGAGCACCAUGACCGAAGCUGUAUCGCCCCCGGUUCCGGUCUCUGCGGCCAAGAAGAAGUUUGCGACGCCUCCCGUCAAAAUUGCUUGCCUUGCCUGUCGAGCAUCACGAACACGAUGCGAUGGGUCGACUCCAUGUGCUAGUUGCAAGAGUAGAGGGCGCGAAUGCGUCUACAAGCCCAGCCGGAGAGGCGGCGCCCGUGUGAGGAGAAAGCCGCGCCCGGCCGAGGAGCUGGCUCAGCAGGUUCAGGCCUUGAAUGGAGAGAUGCCUCCUGACGAAGUUGCCCAUCAAGACCGUGAGUCGUUGCGCUUGAGAGCAGAGUCGGACCAGUUCUUGACCGAGGCCACAGCCAUCUCUGUCCAAAACUACAUCGACCCUGGCGCUGGCCUGAAGCAGCUGCAGGACUUUUUUCAGGACAGCGACUUCAUCUUUGACACUCUGUUCAUGUCGGGCGUGCCGGGGAGCACAAGUGGCGAGAGCGCUUCCGAGAACUCGUUCAACUUUUCCCCGCCUCAGGUUCCCGUUGCGAGAACCUACAAGAGUGACCAAGCCAUCCUCGACGCCUACUACAUCUUCAUCCACCCCUUCUUUCCCAUCCUGCCGCCGCCUGCCUCCUUGCCCAUGGACCAGGCCGUGCCGCAUUUCCAGAACGACACGGACGGCUUCGCCGACGAGUACCAGCCUUCGACACCCCUGAGUCUGGCCAUCUCUGCCAUUCUUGCCCUGAUUCCAUGUUCCAACGACACCAACCAUCUGAACAAAGAGUCAGUCGUCUUCCGCCGGAGAUAUGCCCAGUACCUGGCCCAAUGCGCCAUCGAGAGCAUCGAAAUCGAGUCGGAACUCCCCGAUUCCUCCAUUGAACCACCAAAAGCGCUCAACGAGUCCCCUGACGACUUCCACAGGGAGCAGCUCCACCCCGGCGUGCCCGUAGAGCUGGAGAGCAUUGUUGCCUUGGACAUCCUCAGCGUUUACGAGUAUGCACAAAGGGGCAACCUGAAGAAGAUGCAGGCCAGGGCAGGCCAGGCUUUGGUGGCCGCCAUGUCCCUGUCGCUUCACACCUGCACCGAGGAUGACGAACAUUCCGAGGCCAAGCGUAGGGUUUGGUGGAUGACGUACAUCUGCGUAUGCCAGGGUUCCAUUGUCAGCAACACGGUAUGUCUUCUAGUCCCAUUCCUUCGAAGAGCGUUGACUGACACGGCCGAGGAGCCGACCUUUUCGGUAUUCACGCCCAGCUAUACGGCAAAAUACCCUGUAAUCCAAUCCGACCCCGAGGCCUUUGCUGUCUACAUCCAGGCCCAGCAAGCGAUUCUUUCGGCAACCCAGUUUGUCAUUGAGCUCAACAAGACGGUCAAAUCCGGAGGUGACAUGACCCGCAUCUACACGCGGAUGAAGGAGAUGGAGCAGUACCUCGAGCCCCUCAAUGCCAUGGCCGACUCCUGGAUCCUGCAGUCGACGACGACAACGCCACUCGAUCCUACGGAGGAAGUCCUGUCUCGCUCGCUAAGGUGUAUGGCUCGCAUCAAGCUCAACAGGCGAGUGAUCCAAAGUGCGCGGAUCAAGUUGCACCGAUACUGCGCCUUCUUUGACAUGCCCGUUUUCUCCGGGAAGCACUGCGACCUCAAGUCUAAAUCCGAUAACGACGGCAACACGGAGCCGCGAUCCUGGCCAUCAUGCUCUUGCAGUUCCAUGAUGAGCCUGCCGUCACCCCCAGUGCCCACCACUUCGAACGGAUCGACGACGCCCACGGACAAGAAGUCUUCCCCUCACUCGGAACACUCGCCCAAUGGCAACUCGCCGGCGGCGUUCCCCUUCAGCAGUCAUCAGUCGGCCAAGAUCUGCCUCAAGGCGGCCAUUAACAUUGCCCAGUCAUUCGACGACCUCCCAUAUCCCAAUCCGUUCGGCCAGCUGUGUCCCCCGCCGUGUUAUCUGGCACCCACUUCGACCAUCGUUUGUCCGCGGACCAUGCCCUCGUUCGCCUGCUGCGCCAUGCAGUGCGCUUACGCGUUGCUCAUGGUCAACCACAAGACGAAGGCCAUGUACCCGGAGAACGCAUUAACCACGCCCAUGGUGGAGAGCCUUCUGCUGCGUCUGCAGACGGGGCUGGCCUCUAUCUCGGCGACGCUGGAGAACUACGCCACGGCGUUUGAGGCACUUGGCGGGAUGCGCGACCAAAUUCGGAGUGUCAUUGAACCCACAAUGAUGUUUGAGACUCCGGUCUAG